Messenger RNA from Eupeodes corollae, 1579 nucleotides. RefSeq names its product succinate--hydroxymethylglutarate CoA-transferase. The coding region runs from base 110 to 1435 and encodes 441 amino acids. The transcript has a single exon. The record is from RefSeq and is a predicted model, not a curated record. Lineage: Eukaryota; Metazoa; Arthropoda; Insecta; Diptera; Syrphidae. Gene Ontology annotation, molecular function: catalytic activity.
ACUUGCAGAUACACAGAUGUGCGUGGGUUUAAUUCAUUGCUAAACUUUCUGUCUUUAACCAUCAUACAGUGUUGUUGUUUACUCUUUAAUUUGUUAAUUUAAUUCCAUAAUGUUUGUUGUUCGAUCGCGCUGUGUUUUCACACUCUUUCAGCGCCAGCGUACGCAUUUAUGGAGUCAAGCUCAAUCGAUUUCUAAUGAUACUUCCAGUUCCAGCACCAGCACUACAAAUAAUGACGUAAGCGACGCACACCCCCUUAAGGGAAUUCGUAUACUCGAUUUAACAAGAAUUAUUGCUGGCCCGUUUUGCACUAUGGUUUUGGCCGAUCUCGGUGCCGAGGUUAUCAAAAUCGAAAGACCCGGGAGUGGUGAUGAGUCUCGCAAAUGGGGACCACCUUUUCUGAAGAAUUCCAAGGACGCUGUCUACUUUUUGGCAUCGAAUCGUAAUAAAAAGAGCGCAUGUAUUGACAUUAAGAAAGGUGCGCACAUAAUACGCGAUCUGGCUGUCAAAUGUGACGUUUUGGUUGAGAACUACGUACCUGGCAAAUUAUCGGAAUACGGUCUGGAUUAUGAUAGGAUCAAUAAAGUCGCACCUGGUUUGGUAUAUUGUUCACUCACGGGCUAUGGGUCAGAGGGUCCCUAUAAGAAUCGACCAGGUUACGAUGUGAUUGCAGCUUCAAUUGGUGGACUUUUGCAAAUAACUGGAGAAAAAGACGGACCACCGUGUAAAGUUGGUAUCGCAGUGACUGACAUCGCAACUGGUCUUUACGCUCAUGGAGCGAUCUUGGCUGCGCUCUUACAAAAACAACGCACCGGCAUGGGACAGAAAAUCGAUGUUAAUUUAUUCUCUACCACAGUCGCUAUGCUAAUCAAUGUCGCGAGUAAUUAUUUAAAUGGAGGCAUAAGCGCAGGCCGCUGGGGAACAGCACAUUCUAGUAUUGUGCCAUAUCAAGCAUUUAAGACAGCAACAGGUUAUCUUACGAUCGGGGCUGGCAGUGAUGAUCAAUUUAAAGUUCUAUGCAAAUUAAUGUCACUGGAUGCGUUGAGUGAUGAUGCGAAAUUUAAGACCAAUCAAGAUAGAGUGUGUAAUCGAAAGGAAUUGAUUGAAAUUCUGUCCUCGAAGUUUGUUCAGCAUUCUUCUGACCACUGGAUGGAGCUGUUUGAAGGAGCACCCUUUCCAGUGGGACCUGUCAACAGCAUACCGGAGGUGUUUGCUGACAAACAUAUUAAGGAAAUUGGAUUAGUUAAGACACUGCCGCACCCUUUGGAUGAGAGUGUCAAAGUUGUGGGACCUCCUGUAAAGUUUAGUGGAGCCAUGAAUGAUGCUCGUACAGCACCACCAUGUUUGGGACAACAUACCGAUGAAGUUUUGAUGGAUAUUCUUAAUCUAUCGAAGGACGAUAUUGAGGAGUUGCGACUUAAAAAAAUAAUUCAAUGAUUUAUUGACCAAAAGGAAAUUUUUAACUAAUUGUUAAUCAUGAUUUUACUUUAACAUGGCUAAUAGUUUUUUUUUGAAUGAAAAACGUUUCGUAAACUUGUUUAUCGCGGAAAAUGUUAACUUUGAAUUUAAGUAAAUAAAUAA